UGCUACUGCGCUGCCGCUGCCACCGCGGGGAAGCCGCUGCGCCCAGGGCUCGGCGCGGUCGGAGAGCCGGAGCGUGGCCCGUGCGAGUGAGUGUGAGCGCGCGCGCGCCCCGGAGCCUCGCAGUGCGCCUGGACCGUGCGCCGCCUCCUCUCCCGGGGGGUGCAGGGGGGAGUGUCCCGGGCGCGGAGUGCCCGAGUGUCCAGUCCUAGCGGGAGAGCGUGUGUGUGCUGGCCCCUGCUGCCCCCUCCGCCCCCUCGGCCCCUCGCUGGGGUUCUCGGCUCUCCUUCCCCCCCUGCCUCCCUCCCGGCUCUGCGUGCCCAAACCCCAACCACCUGUGCACCCGAGAAACCCAACUCCUCCCGCUCCGCGCCCCGGGGGGAAGGCAGGGGCAGGGCCAAGCCGCAGAGGGGGCCGCUGCCGCCUCCUGCCUCCUCGCCGUCUCCUCCCCCUCCCCGGUCUGACGCUGCCUCCUCGGGAAGGGUGUUUGGAGGGCAGCGGCCGCCCCAAGCCGAAGCCCCGCAGCGCUUCUUAUGAUCAGCUCGGUGUGUGUCUCCUCCUACCGCGGGCGCAAGUCGGGGAACAAGCCUCCAUCCAAAACAUGUCUGAAGGAGGAGAUGGCCAAGGGCGAGGCGUCGGAGAAGAUCAUCAUCAACAUCGUGAUCAACGUGGGCGGCGUGCGCCAUGAGACGUACCGCUCGACGCUGCGCACCCUGCCGGGGACGCGGCUGGCCUGCCUGACCGAGCCGGAGGCGGCGGCGCGCUUCGACUACGACCCCGGCACGGACGAGUUCUUCUUCGACCGGCACCCGGGCGUCUUCGCCUACGUGCUCAACUACUACCGCACGGGCAAGCUGCACUGCCCUGCGGACGUGUGCGGGCCGCUCUUCGAGGAGGAGCUCACCUUCUGGGGCAUCGACGAGACCGACGUGGAGCCCUGCUGCUGGAUGACCUACCGGCAGCACCGCGACGCCGAGGAGGCGCUGGACAUCUUCGAGAACCCGGACGGAGGCGGCGGCGGCGCGGGGCCCGGUGACGAGGCUGGCGACGACGAGCGGGAGCUGGCCCUGCAGCGCCUGGGGCCCCACGAGGGAGGCGCGGGCUCCGGCGCUGGGUCCGGGGGCUGCCGCGGCUGGCAACCCCGCAUGUGGGCACUCUUCGAGGAUCCCUACUCCUCCCGAGCGGCCAGGGUGGUGGCCUUUGCCUCUCUCUUCUUCAUCCUGGUCUCCAUCACCACCUUCUGCCUGGAGACCCACGAGGCCUUCAACAUCGACCGCAACGUGACGGAGAUCCACCGCGUGGGGAACACCACCAGCGUGCGCUUCCGGCGCGAGGUGGAGACGGAGCCCAUCCUGACCUACAUCGAGGGUGUGUGCGUGCUGUGGUUCACGCUGGAGUUCCUGGUGCGCAUCGUGUGCUGCCCGGACACGCUGGACUUCGUCAAGAACCUGCUGAACAUCAUCGACUUCGUGGCCAUCCUGCCCUUCUACCUGGAGGUGGGGCUGAGCGGCCUGUCGUCCAAGGCGGCGCGCGACGUGCUGGGCUUCCUGCGGGUGGUGCGCUUCGUGCGCAUCCUGCGCAUCUUCAAGCUCACGCGCCACUUCGUGGGGCUGCGCGUGCUGGGCCACACGCUGCGGGCCAGCACCAACGAGUUCCUGCUGCUCAUCAUCUUCCUGGCGCUGGGCGUGCUCAUCUUCGCCACCAUGAUCUACUACGCCGAGCGCAUUGGCGCCCGGCCCUCCGACCCGCGGGGCAACGACCACACCGACUUCAAGAACAUCCCCAUCGGCUUCUGGUGGGCCGUGGUCACCAUGACGACGCUGGGCUACGGGGACAUGUACCCCAAGACGUGGUCGGGCAUGCUGGUGGGGGCGCUGUGUGCGCUGGCCGGGGUGCUCACCAUCGCCAUGCCCGUGCCCGUCAUUGUCAACAACUUCGGCAUGUACUACUCCCUGGCCAUGGCCAAGCAGAAGCUGCCCAAGAAACGGAAGAAGCACGUGCCACGGCCACCCCAGCUGGAGUCGCCCAUUUACUGCAAGUCUGAGGAGACCUCGCCCCGGGACAGCACCUACAGUGACACCAGCCCCCAUGCCCAGGAGGAGGGCAUGGUCGAGAGGAAACGGGCAGAUUCCAAGCAGAACGGAGAUGCCAAUGCGAUGCUGUCUGACGAGGAGGGAGCUGGCCUCACCCAGCCCCUGGCCUCCGCCCCCACCCCAGAGGAGCGCCGGGCCCUGCGACGUUCCGGCACCCGUGACAGAAACAAGAAGGCAGCCGCCUGCUUCCUGCUCAGCGCCGGGGACUAUGCCUGUGCCGACGGUAGUGUCCGGAAAGAAGGCAAUGUUGAGCCGAAAGCGCGCGUCCCAGUGUCUCACACCUGUGCUCUUUAAACACAGAGACCUGCCAAGACGCCCUCUCGUCCAACUAUGCCCAGGCUGAAGUCCUCACCCUCUCUUAAAGCGGCACCAACGCGAGAGAGACAGGCAGACAGACAGAAAGCCAGAGGCUUAGGGGAACUCUGGAACCCAGGCAAGAAUUUUCGCUGGGCAAGACUCAGAGAUCCUUGUUGGCGCGGGACUGACGGAAAACCUCCCGUGUGACCCUCGGGGCCUGGGGCCAUCUGGGCCUGACAUUUUGUUCUGUUGUACAUUGAAGAGAUAUAUAUGCACAUAUAGUAUCUAUAUUCAUACAUACUAUACUCUUGUGUGUAGUGCACGUGCUAUUGGUGGUCUGUCUUCGUGAGGCUGUCUCCCCAAGCCCUUGCCCCUCCCCCAGGCCCCUGUUCCCUUCCCUUCACCGAUUCCUUGUCUGUGUUGUACGUGCAGCGUGUGGAAUGUUCCAAGAAAAGUGUACCUGGAACUACCCAUCCAGCUGGGUGGUCCCAGGCUAGACUCUCCUGGGGGUGUUUCCCCUGUGGGCUGGUGGCCUGUGAAGGGCCACAUUGCCCCCCAGGGUCACUGCUCCACUAGCCCCAUCCCACCCCAGAUUGGGGUUCUACCUCCCACCCCACGCCCCAGUUGUGGGGGGAUUUCCAGGGGCUUCUCUGCAGCUUCUUCCGCCCCCGCCCCCACCUUACCUGUGUCCUUGACUGAGGGAGUGUUUUGCCUUUUUUUUCUUUUUGGUUUUUCUGUCUCCCUUGUCCGUUUGUUUUCAAAGAUGCUGCUGGGCAGACGAGCAGGGAAGGGGGUCUGUCUGCCCACCGGGCUCAGGGGUCUGAGAAGGGGAAGCCUCGGGCGAGUGGAGACCAGUUGCAAUACUGUACUUCCUGGCCGGUGGCCAGAGGACGAGUGCAAUAGCGGAGGCCGGGUGACCCCUUCAACCUUGGCCUCUGCCCCUCCCUCGGCCCUUCCUCCCCACUCCCAGCCCAGCCCUGCCCCUCCCUGGUGUUUGUCGGUCCUGGUGUUGGUCAGUCCUUUUCUAAAGCUGUCCCCCUCUCGUGUGUCUGAGGCAAGGCUAGGCCAGGGCCCUGUCACCCUGUCUGCAUGCCUUCGACUGUCAUGCUGUGCUCGACCCUCAAUAAAGACAUCUGGAGCGUCUAGCUGCUCCUGCUGUGUGAGUGAC
Miniopterus natalensis is the source of this 3555-nucleotide messenger RNA. The record is from RefSeq and is a predicted model, not a curated record. NCBI's taxonomy places the organism in Eukaryota, Metazoa, Chordata, Mammalia, Chiroptera, Miniopteridae.